AAGAACUACUUCACGAUGAAAUCGGUUUUAGUAACUGGUGCAAACAGAGGCUUAGGCCUUGGAAUGGUAAAAUUUCUACUGAAAAACGACAAAGUAGAAAAUGUCUUCGCAACCUGUCGCAAUGUUUCAGAGGAGCUCAAAUCAUUUUCUCAUGAACAUAAGAAACUACACAUAUUGACAUUAGAUGUAACAAACUACGAAAAAUUAGAUGAUGUAGCUAUGCAAAUAAAAAAAGUUGUGGGAGACCGUGGUCUCAACGUAUUGAUAAACAACGCUGGAGUCACCACACGAUUCACUAAACUGAAUCUAGUAAAAGCAGAUCAGCUUUUGGAAAAUCUUUCUGUUAAUACAAUCGCACCAAUUUUACUCACUAAGGCCUUAGUUCCAUUAUUAAAACAAGCAGCUGUUACCAAUUCUGCAAAACCCAUUGGCGCGCAAAAAGCUGCGGUCAUUAACAUGAGUUCUAUAUUAGGAUCCAUAGCUCAAAAUGACCAAGGAGGUUUCUAUCCAUACAGAUGCUCAAAGGCAGCUUUAAAUGCGGCAACUAAAUCUAUGAGUAUUGACCUAAAGAAAGACGAAAUUCUUGUUGCUUCUAUACACCCAGGGUGGGUCAAAACUGACAUGGGUGGUAAAAAUGCACCUCUCGAUGUUGAUACGAGCAUUGCGGGCAUCCUUAAAACCAUCGACAAUUUAAGUGAGAAAGACACUGGGAAAUUCUUUCAAUAUGAUGGCUCUGAGUUGCCAUGGUAAUGGAACAUUUGCGGAAAUUCGAGGAAAAGUCACAAUAUAAUAUGUUAUAAAAUCUUUACGAUGUAUUUUCUAAUUCUUUAUAUUGUUAAACUAUAGUUAAGUAUAUAUAUAUAUAUAUUAUAUAUAUACUUAACUAUAGUUUAACAAAGUUGUGUAAGUUUAGUUUCUUUUCAGAUGUGAUUUAGUUUAUAUUUAUUUCAAAUGUACUUCUGUUAAAUGCAAAAAGCGUACUUACCCUCCCAAAGAGGUUUUAUUGUUUCUUUUAUUAUUGCUGCAUGGACAGUUAAAUUUGGAUGUGUAUUUCCUGUAACCAGACAAAUUAGACGUCAGACGAGAUAAACUCGUCAGACAAUAGAUGGUACAUAUUUUAAUAAAAUUUCUAUAAAGAAUGAA
Molecule: messenger RNA, 1143 nt
Organism: Pieris rapae (cabbage white)
Lineage: Eukaryota; Metazoa; Arthropoda; Insecta; Lepidoptera; Pieridae
Gene: sni
Product: C-factor
Exons: 5
Coding region: 16-750 (244 amino acids)
Source: RefSeq, a predicted model, not a curated record